AUGUCUUCCACCACCCCCACCCCUACUACUACAUACCUCAUAACAGGCACAACACGAGGCAUAGGCAAAGGCCUCGUCGCCUCUCUCCUCCUACGUCCCAAUACGACAAUUAUCGCUUGUGUGCGAGACCCUCUAGCACCCGCCGCGCAAAUUUUACACAAUCUUCCUCGCUGCGCUGAAGGAAGUAGUAAAUUGAUUAUUGUCAAAUUGGACUCGACUCAAGAUUCGGAUGCGAAAAAUGUGGUAGAGGAGAUUCAGACGACCCACUCCAUAACCCAUCUCGACCACGUCUUCGCCAACGCCGGAAUCCUCCCCCCAGAAAGUCUCAUACCCGCAUCCUCACUCGACAUUUCUUGGAUUCGGCAAAGUUUAGAAAUCAACACCAUAGCUCCAAUUCUACUCUAUCAAGCCACGAAACCACUCCUCGAUCGAGCGGAGAAUCCGAAAUUUGUCGUAACAACAUCCAUUAUUGGAUCAAACGCCUUCGCACAAAUGGCUGGUCCCGUUCCGAUUCUUGCCUAUAGCAUGUCCAAAGCGGCUGUGAAUGGAUUCAUUUCCAAAAUCCAUGGAGAAGCUCCGAAUAUCACGUCUAUUGCACUACAUCCGGGAUUGGUGGAGACGGAUAUGUUGCCUGCCAUCAAAGCGUUUUUACCAGAGCCGCCCAUCAGCGUUGAGACGAGUGUGGCCGGGUUUUUGAAAGUGGUGGAUGAGGCGACGAGGGAGAGUGCGAGUGGGAAGAUUUUGCAGUGGAAUGGGGAGGUGCUUCCGUUUUGA
Molecule: messenger RNA, 774 nt
Organism: Sphaerulina musiva SO2202
Lineage: Eukaryota; Fungi; Ascomycota; Dothideomycetes; Mycosphaerellales; Mycosphaerellaceae
Product: NAD(P)-binding protein
Exons: 3
Coding region: 1-774 (257 amino acids)
Molecular function (GO): oxidoreductase activity
Source: RefSeq, a predicted model, not a curated record